Aspergillus puulaauensis is the source of this 1509-nucleotide messenger RNA. RefSeq names its product FAD-binding oxidoreductase. Bases 1 to 1509 code for a protein of 502 amino acids. Gene Ontology annotation, molecular function: FAD binding. The transcript is spliced from 4 exons. NCBI's taxonomy places the organism in Eukaryota, Fungi, Ascomycota, Eurotiomycetes, Eurotiales, Aspergillaceae. The record is from RefSeq and is a predicted model, not a curated record.
AUGGCAGGACGGAUGCUUUAUUUACUGGCCGGCGUGAGUCUGGGUGCCUGCAGCACCCUCAACGCAUCCGCUGCGUUCAAUCCAGGAGAUAUCUAUGUGAGCCCCGGGGUAUCGUCUGCCUGCGAGCAGCUCUAUCACUCCUAUCCUGCCGAAGUUCUUUCGCCUUCGUCCUCCAAUUAUACGGCGGAAACGAAGCUGUUCUGGGACGUUCGAUCUGAUCUGUCUCCUGCCUGUAUCUUCCAACCGCGCAACGCCGACGAGGUGGCCGAUGGAGUCAGAGUAAUUUCUGACAACGAUGCGCCGUUUGCUAUUCGGGGAGGGGGGCAUAUGAAUUUCCCCGGAUCCAACAAUAUCGAUGGCGGGGUUUUGAUCACACUCAACAAAUUACGUGAAUACAAAGUCCACAAUAAUACAAUUGAAGUCGGCCCAGGACUGAAGUGGAUUGAUGUGAUUAGGGCUCUGGAUCCGCAUGGCCGUGUUGCCAUCGGGGGGCGACUGAAGAAUAUUGGCGUGCCAGGUCUGACUUUGAUCGGCGGCGUGCAUUAUUUCAUCAACAAAUAUGGAUUUGCCAUGGACAAUGUCGAGCGCUAUGAUGUUGUACUCGGAAAUGGCACUCAAGUCAUUGCUGAUGCCGACACCAACCGCGAUCUGUUCUGGGCCUUGAAGGGAGGUGCGAAUAACUUCGGCCUGGUGACCAAGUUUACCCUGAAGACGUACCCUAUUCCUAAGAUCAGUACUACUAUUCAAGCGUUUGAGGAGGACAGUAUAUAUGACUUUAUCAAGGCAGCGAUGGACAUGAGCCGUCUCGACGAGACUGAAUCUAUUGCUGCCGGAAGCGUGCUUACAGUCCAAUAUAACGCUACCACGAAGGCAGUUUCAGCCUCACUGUUGGGAGUACAAGAAGGGGCCAGUAACCCUCCAUCGCAGUUUGCUAAUUUUACAGCCAUUGAUGGACCUACAAAAGUGCAUAAUGUCACCACGUUGCGCUGGUGGACCGAGGACAAGAUCACUCCCAACCAGAUGUUCCGAGUUGCUUUUACGAUGCAUUCUAUAGUCCCUGAUGCAGAUCGGGUCUAUGAGAUGUACCAAGCAUGGAAAGACGGCGUUGAUACCCUCGCCGAUGUCCAAGGGCUGUACCCAACAUUCGUAAUCAAUCUGUGUCCUGCUGGUGCUGUCCGCGCAGGAAAAGCCACCGCGGUAGGUAAUACAUGGUAUCUACCCAUUGAGCCUACAAUAUGGUGGCAAUUCAGCACCGGCUGGGACCAUGCCCAAGACGACCUUCGCGUGACGACUUGGUCCCGGAACUUGGGCGAGAGUCUUCACGAGGAGAACCGCCGACUGUCGCUGGCUAGAGAACACAUCUACAUGGGCGACGCUGGGGAGUUCCAGGAUGCGUUUGCUACUUUUCCGCCGGAGAACAUCGCGCGAAUGAAGGAGAUAAGGAGCGCGGUUGAUCCGAACGGCGUCUUUAGCCGGCUGAACUGGGGUGGAUUUAAGCUAGGUCAAUAA